GUCUCCUUCUCGUCCUUGAAAUCUGAGAAGAAAUAAAAAGUGAGAAUUGAAACCCACCCACAAAAUUGAAGGAAGGAGAAUCAGGAAAAUGGAGGUAAGGUCUGAGAAGAAGACGUGGAUGGUGAUGGUAAUGGUACUAUUGAGCUUGACUGGAAAAAUAUCCUCUUUAUCGGUGACGGUGAACGAGGUCGAGUGCGUGUACGAGUACGUUCUCUACGAAGGCGACACCGUUUCAGGAAAUUUCGUGGUGGUUGACCAUGACAUCUUCUGGAGCUCCGAUCACCCCGGCAUCGAUUUCACCGUGACAUCUCCCGCAGGUAACGUGGUGCAAAGUUUAAAGGGUGUUUCUGGGGACAAGUUUGACUUCAAGGCCCCACGAAGCGGAAUGUACAAAUUCUGUUUUCAUAAUCCUUACUCAACACCAGAGACUGUUUCUUUCUACAUUCAUGUCGGUCAUAUUCCCAAUGAGCAUGACCUUGCCAAAGAUGAACAUUUGGACCCAGUAAAUGUUAAAAUUGCUGAGCUGAGAGAGGCAUUGGAGUCUGUUACAGCAGAGCAGAAGUACUUAAAAGCACGUGAUACUCGGCAUCGUCAUACAAACGAGAGCACCCGAAAUCGUGUUAUAUUCUACACUGUUGGAGAGUAUCUUUUGCUGGCUAUUGCAAGUGGUCUGCAAGUUAUCUAUAUACGGCAGCUCUUCAGCAAAUCCGUGGGGUACAACCGAGUUUGAGCUGCCUGAUUAAUGUUUAUGUCUGUUUAGCACUAGAUGAGGCUUAUAGAUGAGUUUCUUUUGUGAAACAAAAAUAUGUUGGUUUAUACUUUAUACUAUUAAUUUAUUGCGUCUGAACUACAAUGUGAGUUUUAAGCAAAAUGACUGAUUUAGCUUACCUUA
Messenger RNA from Quercus lobata, 892 nucleotides. RefSeq names its product emp24/gp25L/p24 family/GOLD family protein. The record is from RefSeq and is a predicted model, not a curated record. NCBI's taxonomy places the organism in Eukaryota, Viridiplantae, Streptophyta, Magnoliopsida, Fagales, Fagaceae. The transcript is spliced from 4 exons. Bases 89 to 730 code for a protein of 213 amino acids.